Messenger RNA from Staurois parvus, 336 nucleotides. Lineage: Eukaryota; Metazoa; Chordata; Amphibia; Anura; Ranidae. The record is from the annotation of a GenBank genome assembly.
UGGGGCCCCCGGGCAAUAGGGGUUCAUGGGGCCCCUGUGUCCUUGCCCAAACUCAAAAAAGCCUAUGAAAAAGAAAGGCAGUACAAUCCAUUUAACAUAAUUUCCAAUGGAACGUAUUCACAUCUGCACGUUUUCACCCAGUGCGUUUUUUGGAAAGGGACAGGGGGACUGACAACUUAUAGGGCCCCGGGCAAUAGGGGAUCAUGGGGCCCCUGUGUCCUUGCCCAAACUCAAAAAAGCCUAUGAAAAAGGUACCAGGGGCAUCUCAUGGGGGCCCCCUACUGACCCCGGGCCCUCGGGCAGUGCCCAAGUUUCCAAAUGGUCAGACCGCCCCUG